Messenger RNA from Uncinocarpus reesii 1704, 3636 nucleotides. RefSeq lists its product as uncharacterized. Lineage: Eukaryota; Fungi; Ascomycota; Eurotiomycetes; Onygenales; Onygenaceae. The transcript has 2 exons. Bases 1 to 3636 code for a protein of 1211 amino acids. Gene Ontology annotation, cellular component: nuclear pore; nuclear pore cytoplasmic filaments. Gene Ontology annotation, molecular function: structural constituent of nuclear pore. The record is from RefSeq and is a predicted model, not a curated record. Gene Ontology annotation, biological process: RNA export from nucleus; post-transcriptional tethering of RNA polymerase II gene DNA at nuclear periphery; protein import into nucleus.
AUGUUUGGAGGUCAGAAUAAAGGAUUUGGGACCACCGCGACAACUACUGGAGGUGGUAUGUUCGGUCAAGGAACAAGCGCCUUCGGUGGUGGCAACGCGUUCGGAACCGGAGCUGCAUUUGGCAAUACUGCAACUCCAGCAACUAACACUGGCAUGUUUUCAAACACUCAAACCGCCGGUUUCGGGACUGGCACCCAACAGGGGUCCAGUAUUUUUGGCGGAGGAAGUAGUGGUGGCACAGGCUUUGGUUCUGGAACAGGAUUUGGAACGGGGACAGCUUUGAGCGGCAACGUUCCACCCCCUAGCGGAACUGCAAAUCCGCCUUUCAAUGCUUAUGAAGAAAAAGAGCCCAGCUCCUCGGUUACAUGUCACUACCAAAGCAUAAGCUGCAUGCCGCCAUAUCAGAAAUACUCUUUUGAGGAACUCCGCGCAGCAGACUACGAUCAAGGACGGAGGUAUGGCAACGCCAGCGGCCAAGCUGGAAGCUUUGGCGCUGCUGCUUUUGGCGGUUUCCCACAGACUGCCACCGGCUUCGGCACCCAAACCUCAAGCAAUCCUUUUGGUGGUGGGACUGCUUCAAGCGCUCCUCCAGCUUUCGGCCAGACAGCAACAUCUGGAUUUGGUACUACCUCUACCCCAAACCCAUUGUUUGGCGGGACGAAGCCGGCCACCUCGAUGUUUGGCCAGACUCCAGCAUCCCAGCCAGGCACGUUCGGUUCGUCGAUAUCAAGCGGUGGAGGAUUUGGUGCAACGACUGGUACGGCUUUUGGUGGAGGUAAUCUUUUCAACAAUCAGCAAACUAAACCUGCAUUUGGUACUGGUGCUACUGGCACUGGAUUGGGCGCAUUCGGUCAGCCCGCUACAAGCGGUACCUCCGCAUUUGGAGGAACUACAGCAGCCUCUUCUCCAUUCGGCCAGGCACAGCAAGGGGGAACUGGGUUUGGUGGGUUUGGUCAGGCUCAGCAAACACAACAAAAUAAACCGGCAUUUGGAACAUUCGGAAACACCACACAGCAACAACAACAACAGCCAAGUGGGGGAAAUGCCUUCGGAGCAACUGGAACUACAGGGACUUCGGGUUUUGGAACCAGCCUUGGCCAACAAAGUGGCACCUCGUUGUUUGGUGGACAGCAGGCUUCUACUCCGUCAAAUCCAUUUGGUGGUCAGCAGCAACAACAAGAACAAAAACCAAAUAUGUUCGGCGGCCUGGGAACCGGAACUUCGACCACUGGCACUGGCGGGUUUGGAUUCGGCACUCAAAACCAACAACAAGGAUCCAAUUUGUUUGGGGGCACAAAUCAGCAACAGCAGAAGCCUAGCGUUUUCUCCCCUUCAACUGGGCAAUCUGGUGGCCUAUUCAAUACAUCAACCGCGACCCCUGCAUCCGCUGGUGGUUCUAUAUUUAACCUUGGUGGUAAUAAUCAAACUACGCAACAGCCCGGCGGUGGUUUGGGUUUGGGCUCUUUGGCUGGUGGAAGCAUGUUUGGACAGCAACAACAGGCCCAACAGCAGCCUCAAACCAACGGUCUACAAGCUUCACUUCUGGAUGGCAACCCGUACGGCAAUCAGUCUAUUUUCUCCGGUCUACCUACGCCGAACGCACCUUCUCCAGGUCCCUUGGCGACACCACUAUCAGCGAGUAUUAAGCAAAAGCAGCGGACGCCGUUGCCCAUGUACAAAGUUUCUCCUAAUGCUGCUAACCGUUUGAUCACGCCUCCAACUCGCCAAGGUUAUGGAUUCUCUUAUUCUACUUACGGCACCCCGUCGAGCUCGGCUGGCACGCCAGGGUUAGGUAAUAGUUUCCUGAGCAAAAGCCUCAACGGAGGAAGCCUCGGGCGAAGUUUCAGUAAAAGCCUUUCGUCAAGCAACCUUCGCAGAUCCUUCGAGCCAGAAACAGAUAGCAUCUUAUCUCCCGGUGCAUUCUCCCCAGGAAGCUCACGUUAUUCAGGCUCAAAUUUAAAGCGCUUGACAAUCGAUCGCAGUCUUAGGACUGAUUUAUUCUCACGCUCCACCCAACCUCAUACGACGAUUAUGAACGGUGAUAGCACUCCUUUACAGUCGAGUAAGCUCAAGAAGAGAGUUAGCUUCGAUUCACCUGAUAAAGACAAAGAAGAUUUGGGUGACAAAACAGAUAAAGCUCUCGUUCCGUUUGAGAGCCAUACUCCUGAGCCGACACCGGAAGAGUUGGGUUUCCUGCGUUCAAGAAGGGAAAAGCCUGCUGCUCCUGAACCAAAUGGAGUGAAAGAUGUUGAUGGUGUGAACGGCUCUCCUGGUGCGCAGACUGCUUCAGGCUCCAACAGCCAACCUGAAAUGGAACAGGUUCGUGGAAAAGAACUCGCUGUAGUCCCGGAAGCCCAGGAACAAGAAGAUGCUGCCACACCAGAUCAGUCUAAGACGGCGAAAGUUCCAGACCGCGAUCCCAGACCUGGAGAAUUUUGGAUGAAGCCUUCUCGGGAAGAAAUCAGCAAAAUGACUCGCGAGCAACAGAAGCAGGUAUCAAACUUCACCGUGGGCCGCGCGAAUUGUGGGAGUGUUACAUUUAACAGGCCUGUCGACCUCACGACCGUCAAUCUAGAUGACGUGAUGGGUAAGAUAGUCAAGAUCGGAGUACGUUCUAUUACUGUAUACCCUGAGGACGUUGCAAAGCCUCCAAGAGGGAAAGGUCUCAAUGUCCCAUCCACUUUGGUAAUUGAGAACUCCUGGCCACGAGGCCGAGACAAGAAGGCUCCGUCUCCUAUUACUAGCGGUCCCCUCUUCGAUAAACACAUUGAACGUUUGAAGCGCGUUACAAAUACCGAGUUUGUUGAUUAUUGCAAAAAAACUGGAGUAUGGACUUUCAAAGUUCCACACUUUACGACUUAUGGGCUUGACUAUGAUGAUGAGGAUGAAGGUGAGAAUUUUGAUCAAAGCACUAUGAGUGCUCAUCCUGACAUGGUCACUCCAAAGGCUCAAACACCGUCGCAUCCUUUCGGCUCCGAAUUUAAUGACUCAACAAUUAACGUGGACGACUCGUUCGACGAUUCAAUGAUCGGGGUGGAAGAUGACACAUUCGAGUUUAAGAAGAGAGGUUUGGUUCCCGGUGGAUUUUCCAACCAAAACACUGUUGGCAAGUCAGUGUCUUUCGAAUCAGACGAAGAUCAGGCAUCUUUUUUAGGGGAAGGCUCCGUGGGUUCGGGUUCUGAAAAUGACUCCAUCGAAGAAAGCGAUCGUAGCGCUAUUACAUCAGAACCAGAAUCGGACAGGGACGAGACAAUGGGUAUGGCUGGUGCAUUUCCCGUUCCUGACUAUACCGCGGAGCAAUACAUUCCACCAGUCAGUCCCCAAAAAGCAAAUCUCGGACAUUCACGAAUUGAGUCCCUUGAUGAUCUACAUUUAAAUUUGAGUGGAAAUUGGGCAGAACAGUUACAGCGAACUAUAAGUCCACGAAAACAAGACCGACAAGCACUACGCGAAAUCCAAAAUGAUGUGUUUGCCGAUCGACAUGAUCCAGACGAUACUCCCAAGGCGAAGCCUUUGAAUAGCAAGGACCAUGGAUUCGCUACAAGCAUUGAUCUCAUGAAUUCGCUUUUCCGGCCCAAGCAAGCUAGUCCGCGGAAAGCUCAAGUAGGGAAGGCCAAGAAAGGUUUCGAGGUUUGA